Molecule: messenger RNA, 1172 nt
Organism: Rhinichthys klamathensis goyatoka
Lineage: Eukaryota; Metazoa; Chordata; Actinopteri; Cypriniformes; Leuciscidae
Exons: 7
Coding region: 261-1043 (260 amino acids)
Source: RefSeq, a predicted model, not a curated record
ACCAACUCACCAACAUAACAACGAAGCCUUUACUUAAAACAACAGCACCGCUCACAACUACAGUCACAGUCAGAUUGACCAACAAUCAAACAACGACGACAACAACACCAACAACACCAACAACAACAACCACAACACCACCAAAAACAACAACAAAAAUAACACCAACAACAACAACAACAACAACACCAACACCAACAACAACCACCACCACCACAACAGCAGUUCCAACACGCCCUCCACCAGUUGUAACCAUAGAGAUGAUAAUUUUAGUAGUUUUCACUUCAGAUUUAGAAAACACAGCAAGUGUGGUAUUUAAGAACCUAGCAGAAAAAGUUGAAACUGAGUGUAACAAAGUAUAUAAAGAGAAGUAUGGACCUCGUUUCAUCAGGGUUGUUGUGAUUGCUUUCAGAUCUGUUAGCAAAACCCGGGCAGAACCAAGUGUACAGGCAGAGCUUGAAUUAGUGUUUGACCAAACCUCCACUGAACCCAUCCCCAGCAACAGUGAAAUAGUGCAGACUCUAAAAGAAGCAGCUACAAAUCCAAACUCAGGCUUUAACAUUACGAUUGAUGUGACCUCUAUUGCUGUUACCAAAUCACUGCAGAUAAUUCCCGUGACCAUCCUGACCGAUGGGACCUUUGUGGCUGCUCUUUCAAGUACAAGUUCAACUGAAUUUAAGAAUAGGGCUACGAUGAUAAAAACAGGGCUUGAACCUUUUCUCUUUGCCGAUUACCCUGUAUCAUUCAGCAUCUUAACUGUAACAAACUUCAGUGAUGCCAGUGUAAAAACCAUGAGUGUAACCACGAUCCGAAACUCCAUGGAUCUUGCAUUUGCAGCGAACAGCGCUGUACCCAGUAGCACCCAGAUAGUGAACACUAUAGUUAAAGCCGCCAAAAGCAACUCGAUACCCUUCCAGAUCUUCACAUAUGAAAUUGUGAUAAAUGGCAUAGUAUUUUCAUCAGCUGAAGUCGGCAGCAAGAUCAGUGUGUUGAGCGCGGUAGUUCUAGUUGCGGUGUCACUUCUGGUUCCGUGGUUUGAUUGACCAUAAUCCCACCAUAACGGAUUCCAACAGGUCUGAAUGUUGCUCAAAUGAAGGACUCGUAUGUAAACUAGACCUUGAAACGACAAUACAUUGAAUUUCAGCUUCUAUACCUUCAGAACAGGCUGAACC